Zea mays is the source of this 780-nucleotide messenger RNA. RefSeq names its product Late embryogenesis abundant (LEA) hydroxyproline-rich glycoprotein family. The record is from RefSeq and is marked validated. The coding region runs from base 31 to 690 and encodes 219 amino acids. Gene Ontology annotation, biological process: defense response to other organism. The transcript has a single exon. Lineage: Eukaryota; Viridiplantae; Streptophyta; Magnoliopsida; Poales; Poaceae. Gene Ontology annotation, cellular component: plasmodesma; plasma membrane.
CAAGAAACCAAACCGUGACGCAGCGCAGCCAUGGGGAAGCAGCUCUGCGACAUGCACCGCUCGCGCCGCCGCGCCCGCAUCGUCGCCGCCGCCCUCCUCUCCGCCUUCGCCGCUGCUGCCGCCGCGCUCACGGUGUACCUCGUCUUCCGUCCGCUGAAGCCGCAGGCCUCCGUGGUGCGCGUCGCCGUGUACCGCAUGGCCACGGCCGCCGGGAACUCCUCGGAGGGGCGGGCCCCGCCGCCGUACACGCUCGCGGCGAGCGCGCGGUUCACGGCGCUGCUGCACAACCCGAGCGACCGCGCCGUGGUGUUCUACGACGGCCUCUUCGCCUACGUGACGUACCGCGGGGAGAUGGUGGCGCCCCCCGCGCCGCUGCCCGGGGUGGCACAGGGCCGCGGCGCCGACGUGGCGCUGUCGCCGCAUUUCGGCCUUGGCGGCGCGGUGCCCGUGCCGGUGUCGGCAGACGCGGCGCAAGCGCUGGAGGGCGACUGCGCGGCGGGCCGCGUGGAGCUACGCCUCGUCGUCAUGGGCCGGGUCAAGUACAUGAGCGGGCCAUUCAGGACCGGAUGGCGCGGGCUAUACCUGCGCUGCGAUGUCACCGUCGGCCUCUGGGUGGACGCCACCGCGGGCGACGACGGAGCCGGGGACGUGCCACUGCUCGAGUACCCCAAGUGCUCCGUCGACGCUUGAGUUGAUCCUUGAUCGGCGCAAUGCAUGAGCGCUCAGAUGAUCAGAUUUUCAGAAUUCUGGUGGAGAAUAAGGAAUUGGGAAAAACAUUUU